GUGAGUCACUCGUGUCGGAAACUUUGAUGUUUUUGUCCUCGCGUAUGUCGUGGUGCGCAUGAUGGCCGCCAUUAUUCCCAGCUAACAGCCACAUGAUGAGGGUUUUUGACUUUUUCCCAACCUUUAAAAUGAUCCGUACUCAUUUCUUGAAUCAAAGUAUACUUGAACAUUAUUAAGUAUUGACGUCAUGUAAUUUUAAUGGCUUAAACAAAUGAGAAAUCCUAAUCAUCUGGCUAGAAUAAUGGUCGACUUGAGGACACGUUGUACACCUGAGUGAUUCUUCUGUAUAAUCAUUAAACUGUGCUUAUAUUAUAUCAUGUCAUUCAAUCUUAUAAUGCCAUCUCAAUGUGGUUCUGUAAGCGUUGUCAAUGUCAUCAGUGUAACUGAAACUCUGUAAUCUGUGUGCAGUUUACGUGGAAAUUAUCUUGUCUGCAUUCGACAAUGAAUUUGGUUCGUUCAUUCAAAUUGAACACAGGAGCAUUAAUGCCUGCUAUUGGUUUAGGAACAUGGAAGUCUAAACCUGGUGAAGUUGAUGCUUCAGUCAAGGCUGCUGCUAGGGCAGGUUACAAACACAUCGAUUGUGCUCAUAUUUACAAGAAUGAAGGAGAGGUUGGUAAGGCACUUAAGGAUGUGAUGCAAGAAAUGGGAAUAAAACGAGAAGACAUGUUUGUUACCUCAAAGUUAUGGUGUAAUAGUCAUGAUGAUGUACUGGCGGCUUGUCAAACCACUUUAAAAAAUUUACAGCUUGAUUACUUAGAUCUUUAUUUGGUGCAUAAUCCAUGUACUUUUCCCAAAGAUUUGGCUUUCCCUAUCCCACCGGCACAGCUGAAAAAAGUCAUUGGUUAUGAUAAAGAACAAAUGAGUGAAACAUGGAAGGGUAUGGAAAGUUUGGUUGAAAAAGGUCUGUGUAAGGCUAUUGGCAUCUCUAAUUUUUCCACCACAAAAGUGAAGGCUCUUCUUGAAACUGCAAAGAUCGUUCCAGCCACAAACCAAGUUGAACUUCAUCCUUACUUAUCACAACCUGAGUUGAAGAAGUUUUGUGAAGAAAAAGGCAUUAUUAUCACAGCUUACUCAUCCCUGGGUUCUGCUGAUCGACCAAUAUUUGAUAAAGAUGAUCCAAUUCUUAUGCAAGACACAUUGAUAAAACAAAUUGCAGAAAAGCGUAACUGUUCCCCAGCCCAGGUGUUACUUGCCUGGGGUGUUCUUUAUGGAUGCCCUGUUCUACCUAAGUCAGUGAAGGAAGAGAGGAUAAAGCAAAAUUUGGAUACAUAUAAUGUUAAGCUGGAGGAAGAAGACAUGAAAGCCUUGGCCAAUAUUGGGAAAAGAUUUCGUUAUCUGAAAAUGGAAUCAUAUUAUGGUGCUGGUGGCUCAGCUGAACAGUACUGGGAUGGUGAACAAUAACCAAUAAUGAAUUCAUUGCUUUUAAUAAUUAACAGUUACCUAACUUGAAUUGUACUGAAGGAAUAUAUUUCAAUCGCAAAUGUUA
This is a messenger RNA of Xenia sp. Carnegie-2017, 1486 nucleotides long. Its product is annotated as aldo-keto reductase family 1 member B1-like. Gene Ontology annotation, cellular component: cytosol. The transcript has 9 exons. The coding region runs from base 442 to 1401 and encodes 319 amino acids. Gene Ontology annotation, molecular function: aldose reductase (NADPH) activity. Lineage: Eukaryota; Metazoa; Cnidaria; Anthozoa; Malacalcyonacea; Xeniidae. The record is from RefSeq and is a predicted model, not a curated record.